Messenger RNA from Pocillopora meandrina, 1455 nucleotides. Lineage: Eukaryota; Metazoa; Cnidaria; Anthozoa; Scleractinia; Pocilloporidae. The record is from the annotation of a GenBank genome assembly.
AUGUUCCAAGGAAUUUUAUACCACCAUGUGAGAGUUUUCAAGAUCAGAAACACCCCGAUGACGUAUUCAUUUGUUAAUAUUUUCAAAUGUUAUUUGUCGAGGCUCUUUUCUUCGGAUGCCUUUCGGAGUACUUACCGUACACGAUUUUCAGAUCAAGAUCAUCCGAAUGACUCAUGGAAAGGGUACUGGGGUUUGCUAGGAUUGUAUCAGUAUAAGUGGAGCAAAGACCUCAACAGGCCUAGGAAAGAACAGGUUUUGAGUUCCUUUCCACUCAUGGAAAAGAUAAAAAAUGAAAGUGAUAUAGGUCAGGUGUUUGAGCUGUAUGAAGUGUUGAAGCACUCAAACUUAGCCACGGACGACGUAUUGACCAUUUCUUCUCAGGUCGCACUAUUCUCCCGUUUUUCUCACCAACAAGUAAGGCAUGGAAAAGGCAGCGAGGCCGUUGACUUAAGUCGCGUGCAGGAAGCGACAGAAUCUCUCUUGAAAGCUAUGAAAUGGAAUAGCUGUCAUUUUGAAUGUUCUCAACUCACCAGCGCUGUUUGGGCGAUAGCGAAUCAUCGAGCGAAAGCUAAGUCGCGUCAUGAAGACUUAGAGGUGACUUUUGCACUACUCCAUUUUGAUAAAGAAAUCAGAAGCCGUGAUCUCAGCAAGUUUACUAACGGGGACAUAGCUGUGAUCAUUCUGGCAUACGGCAAAGCAAAUGUCCGAGCGUUUUCGAUGUUUAAGAAGCUUAGAAAUGAAAUUAUGGCCCGGGAUUUGGCAGAUUUCACCGUGGAAGAUAUCAGCAAAAUUCUUUGGUCCUAUGCGCAGAUGAAGCAGACAAGUGCUUCACUGUUUGCCGCUAUAAAGAAGGAAUUACUGAGUCGUGAUUUAUCACAUUUCUCUGAGAAGGUCAUAGUGUCAGUCCUUUGGUCAUUUGCCAUGGCCAAAGGGAAUACUAAGGAUUUAUUCAGGAGGUUAAAACGUGAAAUUUUGAAGCGUGGUCUCUUGUGUUUUUCAGAGAGGCAGCUAGCUCAGAUUGUUUCUUCUUAUGCUGAGAAAAACAGGCAUGCCCCUGAUCUCUUUCAAGGAGUUGCUUCUAACCUUCUUUCAAGAGGUGAACUCAACUUUGAUUCAAGAGGCCUUAGAAUGAUUGCAAAUAGCUUUGCAAAGACCAAGAAUUUCAUACCAGAUCUUUUUAGUUUCAUAGGAGACCAUAUAAUGGAUAGUGAUAUUUCUGUAUAUCAUCCCUUGGAAGCUGUUGAACUUUUGUGGGCCCUUACUGAAGCAGGUUUCCUUCAGGAAAUACUCCACCACAAGCUUGUAGAUCACAUUCUUCGUUGUGAUUUUCCAAAAUUGCCAGAUUCAGCUCUUCAACUGCUUGUGGCAGUGUUAGAGAACAGUAACUUUAAAGCACCUGACCUUGCAGCAGCAACAGAAGCUGAGCUUGUCAGGAGAUCAGAAGCAAAGUCUUAA